UGUUGACGCGAUGGUAACCAAUGUGGUAUUUUUGUUUUACUACUAGAUUUUCGUAAAUAUUGUGAUUGCUUACUUUCAGAAAUAUAUGUUAGUGCAAAUAUAGUGACUCAGCUUUAGGUUUACAUUUUCACUAUGUGUGAUAGCGACGAUCCUGAGGACCAUGGUCCAACUAUGGACUUGACCGGGUUUCUGUUUGGAAAUAUUGACGAAAGUGGUCAACUGGAGGAUGAUGAAUUGUUAGAUGGCGAUUCCAAGAAGAUGCUUGCGUCUCUUAACCGUUUGGGACUGGGCUCUAUGCUAUCCGAAGUCUUAGACGCUGAAGAACCUAAUAAAGACGACGAGGAAAAAGAUUAUAAUGAAAAAAGUCCGUCAGCAGUUGAUUUUUUUGAUAUUGAUGAUGUCGCAGAAGAACCAAAAGAUGUAGAACUAAGCACUAACCAACAGCACGAAAGUGAGAUAAAAGAGGAGGUUACCCACAAAAAUGAUGCACAGAAGCCUGUUGAAGAGAGUAGAGAAGAAGAGUUAGACUCGAUGAGUUGUCCACAGAAAGAAGAUGUGGUAACAAAAGAGGGCUGGAGCAGCGAUAAUAUGUAUGAAAGUGCUCAGCCUAGCAACGAUGAUGGGUAUGAAGGUGACAUGGAAGGCGACGGAGGACUCAUGCCACCACCAUCCAUUAUACCAUCGAAUCAGUCCAAGUCUGAGAAACCAAAGAAAUUGGAAACACCGUUGGCAGCCAUGUUACCUUCUAAAUAUGCAAAUGUUGAUGUUACAGAAUUAUUUCCUGACUUUAGGCCUGAUAAAGUACUACUAUUUUCUCGACUAUUUGGACCGGGGAAGUUAUCAAGUUUACCUCAAAUAUGGCGCGGCGUGAAGAAGCGUAGGCGACGCAAGCGCAGCGGCAGCACUAGCAGCGACACCCCGGCUUACCCGCCAGAGAACCAGGAAGUGCAGUAUGCUAGCGACGAUGAAGAGAAGUUCCUCAAACCUAUGGAAGAAAACCAACAAUCGAACUCUGACAACAACUCUCCAAAUCAGGACAAGUCGCAGAAACCGACGCCUGCGCACUGGCGGUUUGGGCCCGCGCAGGUUUGGUAUGAUAUGCUCAAUGUACCCGAAACAGGCGAAGGGUUUGACUACGGUUUCAAAGUGAAGCCUCCUUCACCCGAAAGAGAAGAAAAAGAAACAAACAAAGAUUCCGCUGAUGAUGAGGAAAAAUCAGAUAGUCCUGAUAGCGGAUUUCCCGAUGACGCGUUUCUCAUGGUUUCUCAGCUACAAUGGGAAGAUGACGUCAUUUGGGAUGGAAGCGAGAUUAAACACAAGGUGUUAGCUCGUCUGAACAGCAAGAGCAACGCGGCGGGGUGGGUGCCGACCUCAGUGAGCCGCACCGCGCAGCAGUUCUCGCACCCCAGGCCGCAGCCGCCGGCACCUUUGCAGGCUAAACCUUCCACAACAACAGCAUCAGCAACUAAUGCCCCGCCAGGCGCGGCCACCGCAGAGGGCGAAGACAACACCUGGUAUAGCAUAUUCCCCGUGGAGAAUGAGGAACUGGUCUACGGAACCUGGGAAGACGAGGUUAUAUGGGACGCCGAGAAUAUGCCAAAGAUUCCCAAGCCGAAGAUAUUGACGUUGGACCCUAAUGAUGAGAACAUCAUCUUGGGUAUACCUGAUGAUGUUGACCCGUCAAAGAUUACAAGGGAGCGUGGUCCAGCUCCAAAGGUGAAGAUUCCCCACCCGCACGUGAAGAAGUCGAAGAUACUGCUGGGCAAGGCCGGCGUCAUCAACGUGCUGCAGGAGGACGCGCCGCCGCCGCCGCCCAAGUCGCCGGAUAGAGAUCCCUUGAAUAUAUCCAAUGACGUAUACUACCAGCCGAAGUCUCAAAACCCCCGUCUGAAAGUCGCAGGAGGUCAACUCAUACAGCACAGUACGCCAGUGGUAGAACUGCGCGCUCCAUUCAUACAAACCCACAUGGGUCCUGCUAGGUUAAGGGCCUUCCAUCGACCGGCAUUGAGAAAGAUGUCUUACGGCCCAUUGGCAGCUCCUGGACCACAUCCUGUGCAACCAUUGCUGAAGCAUAUCAAGAAGAAGGCUAAGCAACGUGAAGCCGAACGAUUAGCAUCAGGCGGUGGAGACGUAUUCUUUAUGCGUACUCCGGAAGAUCUGAGUGGGAGAGACGGGGAACUCGUAUUAGUCGAGUUUUGUGAGGAACACCCCCCGCUCAUCAGCCAAGUUGGCAUGUGUACGAAGAUCAAGAAUUAUUAUAAACGGACUGCGACCAAGGACAAUGGCCCCAAGCCUCUAAAAUAUGGCGAAGUAGCAUACGCCCAUACAUCACCUUUCCUAGGAAUCCUAUUGCCGGGCGCGACUCAGCCCGUGGUUGAAAAUAAUAUGUAUCGAGCGCCUAUAUAUGAACACGCUUUGCCGCAGACGGAUUUCCUGGUUAUACGGACUAGACAAGCCUACUACAUUCGCGAAGUUGAUGCACUGUUCGUGGCUGGACAGGAAUGCCCCCUUUACGAAGUCCCCGGACCUAAUUCGAAACGGGCGAAUAAUUUUGUUCGAGACUUCUUACAGGUAUACAUUUAUCGACUAUUCUGGAAAUCCCGAGACAACCCCCGCCGCAUCAAGAUGGACGACGUAAAGCGAGCGUUCCCCUCACAUUCAGAGAGUUCUAUCAGAAAAAGGCUAAAAUUAUGCGCAGAUUUCAAGCGUACAGGGCUCGAUUCCAAUUGGUGGGUACUCAAACCUGAUUUCCGCCUGCCAUCUGAGGAGGAAAUCCGUGCCAUGGUGUCCCCUGAGCAGUGCUGCGCCUACUUCAGUAUGGCGGCGGCGGAACAGAGGCUCAAAGACGCUGGGUACGGGGAGAAGUUCAUAUUCACACAGCAAGAGGACGAUGAUGAAGAAAUGCAGUUGAAAAUGGAUGACGAGGUAAAAGUGGCGCCAUGGAACACAACCCGUGCUUACAUUCAAGCAAUGCGCGGGAAAUGCUUACUCCAACUGACUGGACCAGCGGAUCCCACCGGCUGUGGGGAAGGUUUCUCGUACGUGCGGGUACCAAACAAACCUACACAACAGCCCAACGAAGAGCAACAGCAAAAGAGAACUGUGACUGGUACCGAUGCUGAUUUGAGGAGACUAAGUUUGAAUAAUGCCAAGGCUUUAUUGAGAAAGUUCGACGUGCCUGAGGAAGAGAUCAAAAAGCUAUCUCGGUGGGAGGUUAUCGACGUGGUACGAACAUUGUCCACUGCCAAGGCGAAGGCUGGCGAAGAGGGCAUGACUAAAUUCUCUAGAGGCAACCGAUUUUCUAUCGCUGAACAUCAGGAAAGAUACAAAGAGGAGUGUCAGCGUAUAUUCGACCUUCAAAAUCGCGUUUUACAAAGCACCGAAGUGCUCAGUACGGAUGAAGCUGAGAGCUCAGUCAGUGAGGAAUCUGAUUUGGAAGAGAUGGGUAAGAAUAUAGAAAACAUGCUGGCGAAUAAGAAGACUACUGAACAGUUGUCUUUGGAAAGGGAGGAAGCUGAAAGAGCAGAAUUGAGAAAGAUGAUCUUAGGACAAUCUGAGAAGAAGCCACAGAUCAAUCAGAACGACCAACAACUAUUAUCUAAUCAAGGACGAGUCCUCCGUAUAGUGAGAACCUUCCGCAACGCAUCGGGUCAACGCUACACCCGCGUGGAGUUAGUUCGCAAGGCGGCCGUCAUAGAGGCCUACACUAAGAUUCGGUCGACAAAAGACGAAGCCUUCAUACGACAGUUUGCGACUAUGGAUGAGACGCAGAAGGAGGAGAUGAAGAGGGAGAAGAGAAGGAUUCAGGAGCAACUGAGGCGUAUCAAGAGAAACCAAGAAAAGGAGAGAUUGGCUGGCAACGUUCCUUCUUUCCCCGGCGAGAGCAAUUUAUCAUCUGGAGACUUGGGUUCUCCAUCAUCAGGACUAAUCCCGCUGGGUCAGAUCAAACAAGAGCCAGACCUGCCUUCGUCGUCUUCAUCGCGUAGACGUGCAAAGUUGAAACCUGACUUAAAGUUGAAAUGUGGAGCAUGCGGCCAAGUGGGCCAUAUGCGCACAAACAAAGCGUGCCCCCUUUACACUGGAUCCAUGGGCUUGGGAGGACCCUCGUCGCCCACCGACGUCGAUGUGGACUCCAUACCGGCGGACCCUGAUGAUGAUGACAUGGGUUACGUAGAAGGCACCAAAUUGACACUCUCAUCGAAGUUGAUAAAGCAAUCAGCCGAAGACCUAAAACGCCGUGGCAGCGGAGGUCGCCGCGGCGAAGUCCGGCCGGGCCGCCCGCGGCACCGGCGCGGCACCACCAGCGACUCCUGCGACUACCUCGUCAAGCGGCCGGCCGAGCGGCGCCGCACCGACCCCCUGGUCACGUUGUCCUCGCUGCUGGAAGAUGUCCUCAACCAUAUGAGGCAUCUGCCCGAUGUACAGCCUUUCCUGUUUCCGGUUAAUCACAGGUUGGUGGCCGACUACUAUCGCAUCGUAUCUAGACCCAUGGACUUGCAAACCAUCAGAGACAACUUACGACAGAAACACUACCAGAGCAGAGAAGAUUUCCUGGCCGAUGUCAAUCAGAUUGUGGAGAAUUCCACACUUUACAAUGGUGCAACGAGCAGUCUAACAGUUGCCGCGCAUAGAAUGUUGCAGCGUUGUGUUGAGAAGUUGGCCGAAAAGGAAGAACAGAUUAUAAAACUUGAGAAGCAAAUCAAUCCGCUGUUGGACGAUAAUGAUCAAGUGGCGUUGUCGUUCAUAUUGGACAACUUGCUGACGACUAAAUUGAAGGUGAUGCCCGAAGCGUGGCCGUUCCUGAAGCCUGUCAACAAGAAACAGGUGAAGGAUUAUUAUAACGUCAUCAAGAAACCAAUCGAUAUGGAGACCAUGGGCAAGAAAAUACAAGCACACAAAUACCACAGUCGUGACGAGUUUCUUCGCGACAUUCAACUGUUGGUAGACAAUUGCCGCGCCUACAACGGGCCCAACUCCCAGUUCACCAGGCAAGCUGAGGAGAUAUUGAAGGUCACGCAAGAAGCUCUGGAGAAGUUCGGCGAAAACGUGAGCCAAUUAGAAGCCAACAUAGCUCGCGUACAACAAAAGAUGUUAGAAGACGCCGAGCAUUCAGAUUUGGAGCCCGAAGAAGCUCCACCGCCGCCGCCUAGCGACGAGAAGAGGGGACGCGGCCGACCCAGGAAACACAAGCCUUCCACCUCCACGGUCACCAGCGAUGGUGGUCCACCCAGAAAACGCGGCAGGCCAAAGAAAGAUCAAAAUAGUUUGGAAGAAGAUCUGCAAUAUUCGGACAGCGGUAGCUCUGAACUGGAGGAAGUUGAACAGAAAGAUGCAGCCGAAGCUAUGGUGCAGCUCUCCGUGCGACCCGAGGACGACAUACCCCCUAUGGACACUCCAUUUGACACGUCAGAGUUUCUCAUCAAGCGCGAGGUGCCGGACGAGCCGCCGCAGCAAUCUGAUGAUCUCGUGGACUUGGAUCAGCACAGCACUGAUUACAGUUUCCCGCCGGUUGUCAAGGAGGAGCCUAUGGAACCGGACAUGAACAUGGAACCGUCUAUGAUGAUGGACGGAGCUCCCAUAGACCCGCCGCAGUUCAAAGAGGAACCGCCUGAGAAUUGGCAGCCUGAGCCUGCUAUUCAAGAUGAUCUCCAAGUUACUGACAGCGAAGAGGAAGCCGAAGAUGGACUGUGGUUCUAAAUUUAAUAAACCCAACUAUUUUCUUUCAUGAUACCACCGUGAGAGCGCCGUAAGCGUUAUCAUCAAUAGCUAAUUUCUGAGUUGAUGUCAUUAGUUUUGAUUGACCUAUGAUCUUACGGCUAGGGAAAAAAUCGUGAGAGAAUCUGUAAAUUUUUAGGAAAUUGGAUUACCAUAACUCAAAAAUAUGGGUUAUGUCCCCGUGCUAAGGUUGCAAAGGUCAGAUGGGAGGAGCUUCAUGUAAAAAACCUUAAUUAAUUAAUCCAGGAUCGUGGUUUUUGGCAAACCCCGGGCUCCGCUCCAGGGUGGAGGAGGAUGAUCAUUGUCAUAAUUAAAAACGAAACAGCGAUAGUUUUUCACGCUAGUAACGGCGUCGCGGCCGCAGUACGUGGACGCAGGUGUUAUCGCUAUGUAGUGAAAAAGUCACGAAAUGGACUAUUUCCGUCUGACUUCCAUCAUUAAGUUAACAAGGAAUUGUAUCCCAUCUGAGAUUGUUGUUGUUUACUAUAUUGUAACUAAAAUGAAUUAAAAGAAAAAUGGAAUAUAGGUGUUUAAGAAAUAAUAUUGUUAGGUAUUAUAUAUUUUAUAUAGAAAUAAAA
This is a messenger RNA of Amyelois transitella, 6293 nucleotides long. It is a transcript of the gene Taf1, whose product is annotated as transcription initiation factor TFIID subunit 1. The coding region runs from base 133 to 5697 and encodes 1854 amino acids. Gene Ontology annotation, molecular function: DNA binding; histone acetyltransferase activity; TBP-class protein binding. The transcript has 36 exons. Gene Ontology annotation, cellular component: transcription factor TFIID complex. The record is from RefSeq and is a predicted model, not a curated record. Gene Ontology annotation, biological process: RNA polymerase II preinitiation complex assembly; transcription by RNA polymerase II. Lineage: Eukaryota; Metazoa; Arthropoda; Insecta; Lepidoptera; Pyralidae.